Messenger RNA from Orycteropus afer afer, 1656 nucleotides. The record is from RefSeq and is a predicted model, not a curated record. NCBI's taxonomy places the organism in Eukaryota, Metazoa, Chordata, Mammalia, Tubulidentata, Orycteropodidae.
CGCGCGGGUUUGUGAGCAGCGGCCUGGUGCGCGCGCUGGGCCGGCGAAAGAGGCAGACGGACGCAUACGCCGCCGGAGUCGAAACCAGAGCAGGAAUCUCUGCUGCUGAGGGGCCGCCGCGAGCCCCUGGAGCGACCCCAGGCCGAGGAGGGCGCCGCGCGACUUGGCAAGAUGACUCAGUUCCUGCCGCCCAAUCUUCUGGCCCUGUUUGCCCCCCGGGACCCCAUCCCAUACCUGCCACCCCUGGAGAAACUGCCACAUGAGAAGCAUCACAAUCAACCUUAUUGUGGCAUUGCGCCCUACAUCCGAGAGUUUGAGGACCCUCGAGAUGCCCCUCCUCCAACUCGUGCAGAGACCCGGGAGGAACGCAUGGAGAGGAAGAGACGAGAAAAGAUUGAACGGCGACAGCAGGAGGUGGAGACGGAGCUAAAAAUGUGGGACCCUCACAAUGACCCCAAUGCUCAGGGUGAUGCUUUCAAGACACUGUUCGUGGCGAGAGUGAACUAUGACACAACAGAAUCCAAGCUACGGAGAGAAUUUGAGGUGUAUGGACCCAUCAAAAGAAUACACAUGGUCUAUAGCAAGCGGUCGGGGAAGCCUCGCGGCUACGCCUUCAUCGAGUAUGAGCAUGAACGGGACAUGCACUCCGCUUACAAGCACGCAGACGGCAAGAAGAUUGAUGGCAGGAGGGUCCUCGUGGACGUGGAGAGGGGCCGGACUGUGAAGGGCUGGCGGCCCCGGAGGCUGGGAGGUGGCCUAGGUGGUACCAGAAGAGGCGGGGCCGACGUGAACAUCAGGCACUCGGGCCGCGACGACACGUCCCGCUACGAUGAGAGGCCCGGCCCCUCCCCGCUUCCCCACAGGGACCGGGACCGGGACCGCGAGCGGGAGCGCAGAGAGCGGAGCCGCGAGCGAGACAAGGAACGGGAACGACGCCGCUCCCGCUCUCGGGACCGGCGGCGGCGCUCACGGAGUCGUGACAAAGAGGAACGGCGGCGCUCCAGGGAGCGCAGCAAGGACAAGGACCGGGAACGGAAGCGGCGAAGCAGCCGGAGCCGCGAGAGGGCACGGCGGGAGCGGGAGCGCAAGGAGGAGCUGCGCGGUGGUGGAGGUGGUGGUGACAUUGCGGAGCCAUCUGAAGCCGGUGACGCACCUCCUGAUGAUGGGCCUCCUGGGGAGCUAGGUCCUGAUGGUCCCGAUGGUCCAGAGGAGAAGGGCAGGGAUCGUGACCGGGAACGACGUCGGAGCCACCGGAGCGAGCGGGAACGGCGCCGGGAUCGCGAUCGUGACCGGGAUCGAGAGCACAAGCGGGGGGAGCGGGGUAGUGAGCGGGGCAGGGAUGAGGCUCGAGGUGGGGGGGGUGGCAGCGGCCAGGACAACGGGCUGGAGGGUCUGGGCAACGAUGGCCGAGACAUGUACAUGGAGUCUGAGGCAGGCGACGGGUACCUGGCUCCAGAGAACGGGUAUUUGAUGGAGGCUGCACCAGAGUGAAGAGGCCACCUGUUUUGUUGGGACGUGUUCCUACCUGCCCCUGCUGUCAUUCUCUUUCCCCUAGGCCUGUUGGCCACGUGAAUACACCGGCCAACGGUAGGAGUCUCAUCAUUUGUUCUGGCCCUUGGGAUUUAAAAAAUAAAGUUAAUUUCCUGUUAAUAGUGG